CAACACAAUGAGGUUCCGAGCACUUCGAUUAAGACUCGCAGCAAAUGGAAGCCCCAGCAAGUACCACAUCCAACGACGACCUGCCACUCUGCAUAUGCGAGCAUCAUGCCAGACCGAAAAGCCCAGAAGCCAACGCUUCUAGCAGAGCUUGAAUACCUGCUUGGAUUCUCGCUCGAUGGUCCAUUGAAAAACAAACCGGAAGAACCCUUUCUUUGCUUUGGCAUUGCCACAAGCCGCAAGGAGCGCUGCGGUAACACAAUCGGCAAGGGGAGAAGAAAGAAGAUUCACGAGUUCCUCGUCAAGGUCGACAAAGCUGGUGAUCACUGGCAGGUUGAAGAGUGGAUCGAUCGUAUCAAAUGGCUGAUAGAAGCGGCGUGCUGUUCUGGCCACGAUCACAGCGGGCCGUUAAAGACGAGACUCUACACAUGGAUGGAGAUGCAGAUGAGCGGGCACAGUACGCAAGGAGACGAAUACGACAGCAGUACGGAUGACGACGACGAGGAUGUUGACGCUGAAGAGGCUGUCGAGAUGGACGAGGAUGACGAGCGUCACAAGCCUGUUAACGAGCUAAAAGAUGCUCAAACUAUCAUGGGAAAAGCACAGACCGAAUAUAUCAAGAAGACGAGUCGCCUAGGUGUGGCAGGUCCAGAUAUGCAUCGAGACAACAAGGAAGAGUGCUCUCGUCCAGUCUUCCCCGCACCACCUGAGGAGAUCGCCUUGUCCAUCGUCGACGCUGGCGUAGCGAGUCUCUCGCUCAUGUCUGAGAACCCUCGUUCACCGAGUCGACAAUUACGCGAAGAGACCACGGUGUCUGACCUGGCGACCCAGACGGAGUCUCCCAGCUUGGUGUCUUCCACGAGCUACAGCACCAUCCUUACAAGCUCACCAGUGUCUGAGAUCACAGUCACCACGGCAAUGACAACGCCAGAAGCCGAAGUUUCACUGCCCAAAUUGGCACGUCUAUCUUCUCCGAGCUACGAAUCUCUGCCGGAGGUUGGUCUUGGCCUAGAAGAACGGCUCGCAGCAUUGAUCGAGCAGCACGACAGUGCUAGUCAGACACUUCGGCAGAACAACAAGAGCACAACCGAAAGGGAGCAAGAAAGGGCCGAUCGCCUUGUACGCCUCUCCCUUCUCAAGACGGACGCUGACCGACUACUGUGGAUCGCCAUUGAAGCCCGUCCCGAUGAGGCUGAUCUGGUAGAGGGCUUCUUGUACAUAUGCAAGCACAACACUCUGGACGAUGUAUAUCACAUUGGCUGGACACGUGGCGUCGCCCAUAUUGAUGGAGUCGCAACCACGAGCGACGAGGCAGGGCAUUAUGCCCAGCAGAGUACCAUCUUGUGGCAAAGCGAUGACAGGUUAAGGGGCGCGUCGCGAGCCAAGAAGAUUGCGAUGGCCAUGCUCAAGGGAUACAGUCCACAGCAGACAGUGUCCUGUAACAUCCCCUGUUGCGCUAGAAAUCACUGCGAAUGGUUCCAGUGCAGUAUUGAGACUGUCCACGAGGCCAUUGACAUGGCAUUGUUCUAUAUCAGCCGGGCCUACGAUGAGCGCGGCAUGCUUAACGACACGGGCAUCGUCAUGACGGAAACCUACUUUCGAGCGCCAAAAGUCGGAGCUUCUGCUUCUCAUAGCGCCAACGAAGAUCGGCAAGGGCUAUCUCAAAAAGCCGCUGUGAUAGGGCCUACGUUCGACAAGAUCCUGUCGAACGUGGAUCAGGAACAUCACGAGGUCUUGCCGGAACAGAGGUCGAUCCGAGUCCGGGAUCUGAUCAAAACGUUCGCGGGAGACACACUUUCAAAGGCGGAGGACAAGUUCUCUAGGACAAAGGCCAGCUUCCACCGGCGUCGAAGUGGUGGGGACCAACAUAUGGACGCGGAUAACACGAUGCUCUCGAUCGACAGUGCUUUGUCAAAUACUGACGCAACCCCAACAAGUCCCCCUUCAAAGAGUAGUGCAUCAAGCAAAACGCACAGACUGCGUUCUUUUGCCAGCAGGCGCUUCCCAAGAGCGAGCAACGAGACUCUACAUUGAGAAGCCAUGGUGGCCAUGCCACAAGCUUGAUAGGAGACAUAACCCUCCUUCUAGUUUUCAACGAGUUACUGCUAGUCACUCGCUUUUUUGACUUCUCAAUGCCGCCGCCCUCGCCCCCUUGCGGCAUUUUGAAUCAGGAAGAAGUGGGCUUUAUCAAAGGCAUCGGAUCCGCGGUAUUUUGAACAGGGUCCUGUGAACUAUUGUGGCUGGAAAUCUCAUGAGUAACUAGAGUUGUUAGCUGAAUAUGAGACGUGGCUAAUACAGAUGUGCUUUGACACGUUGUCCUCGUGAAAGUCUCCCUCUCGCCAAUGACUUCGAUA
Microdochium trichocladiopsis is the source of this 2351-nucleotide messenger RNA. RefSeq lists its product as uncharacterized. The record is from RefSeq and is a predicted model, not a curated record. Bases 106 to 2031 code for a protein of 641 amino acids. The transcript has a single exon. NCBI's taxonomy places the organism in Eukaryota, Fungi, Ascomycota, Sordariomycetes, Xylariales, Microdochiaceae.